Acanthisitta chloris (rifleman) is the source of this 1243-nucleotide messenger RNA. It is a transcript of the gene TMEM68, whose product is annotated as transmembrane protein 68. The coding region runs from base 1 to 993 and encodes 330 amino acids. The record is from RefSeq and is a predicted model, not a curated record. The transcript is spliced from 6 exons. Gene Ontology annotation, cellular component: membrane. Gene Ontology annotation, molecular function: acyltransferase activity. NCBI's taxonomy places the organism in Eukaryota, Metazoa, Chordata, Aves, Passeriformes, Acanthisittidae.
AUGAUCGGCGGAAAUGAAUCCUGUACUGCAGGACCAAUGCCUAUGUCCUACUUAACUUGCCUGACUUACAUGCUGGGAGAAUGGACUGGUGUGGAGCACAUUGAAGAUUACCUGAGUUAUGUAAUCUACCUUUUAUGGGUGCUUUUUCCACUUGCAGUAGUUUUCCUGCUUCCAGGAGUUAUCGUCAUCAUGUUCUACAUUUCCAUUCUCUUAGUUCAUAUUUAUAAAAGGAAAAAUGAACUAAAGGAAGCUUAUUCCCAUGAUGUUUGGUUUGGUGCAAAGGAAAUGGUGGCUACCUUAUGGGAUGCACAUGGAAGAAUAUGGCAUGGUUAUGAAGUUCAUGGUGUUGAAAAUAUUCCUGAAGGACCAGGACUUAUUGUGUUUUAUCAUGGAGCUACUCCUGUUGACUGUAUCUAUUUCAUGGCUAGACUUUGUAUAAGAAAGAAGACACUCUGCCACGCAGUAGCUGAUCAUUUUGUCUUUAAAUUACCAGGUUUUAAACUAUUACUUGAUGUACAUGGAGUUAUACAUGGAUCACAAGAAGAUUGUGUCAAUACUCUGAAGCAGGGCCACCUGUUAGCCAUUGCCCCAGGAGGAGUUCGGGAAGCACUCUUUAGUGAUGAGAUGUAUACCAUUAUAUGGGGUGAUCGGAAGGGCUUUGCUCAGGUGGCCAUUGAUGCAAAAGUGCCCAUCAUUCCUAUGUUUACACAAAAUGUUCGUGAAGGCUUUAGGACAUUAGGAGGAAUAAAAAUACUUAGGUCACUAUAUGAACGUAUUAGGUUGCCAGUAGUUCCCAUCUACGGUGGGUUUCCAGUGAAGAUGCGUACCUUUAUUGGAGAACCCAUUCCAUAUGAACCAAAUGUAACUGCUGAUGAACUAGCUGAGAAGACAAAAGCCGCAGUCCAAGCUCUAAUAGACAAACAUCAGAAAAUACCAGGAAAUAUAUUUAGGGCUUUAAUGGAACGAUUUCAGAGACAAAAGAAAGAAGAUUAAGGUCUUCUGAAAUAAGUAAUAUUUAGUUAUAAUAUUCUUAAGAGGUCACAUUUGUAAAUUAUUCAAUCUUCUCAUAAUAGGUUUUAAAUACUGUCCUAAUGAUACUGCUGUGUAAUUUAAGAUAAAAGUCACUUGCUCUUGUCCUUUCCCCUGUCCAGUAUCAAGCUCAGGAACCCAAACUUCAAAUCAUUGUAAAUGGGACAAAGUUUAAUUUUUGAUAAAUGCAUUCCUACCUUGAAAGUGUCUUGGU